Anastrepha ludens (Mexican fruit fly) is the source of this 1838-nucleotide messenger RNA. RefSeq names its product thioredoxin reductase 1, mitochondrial (gene Trxr1). Bases 100 to 1710 code for a protein of 536 amino acids. Gene Ontology annotation, biological process: cellular response to oxidative stress; glutathione metabolic process; cell redox homeostasis. NCBI's taxonomy places the organism in Eukaryota, Metazoa, Arthropoda, Insecta, Diptera, Tephritidae. The transcript is spliced from 6 exons. Gene Ontology annotation, molecular function: thioredoxin-disulfide reductase (NADPH) activity; glutathione-disulfide reductase (NADPH) activity; flavin adenine dinucleotide binding. The record is from RefSeq and is a predicted model, not a curated record. Gene Ontology annotation, cellular component: cytosol; mitochondrion.
UAAUUAAUAAUGUGUUUUUCUCGUUAGAGCUUUUAUUUUUGAUGUGAAAUACUAGUGGAUUUAUGCCUAUUUAUCUUAGUUUAAUAGAGAAUAACAGACAUGCCAAUUUUUACGGUUUUUAGUUCGAAAGUUAUAACAAUUGUGCGGUCUACGUCACCAUUUAAAAGCAAUGCAUUGUACGUAAGGUCUUUCUCAGACAAGGCGUUAAAAAGUAUGACUGCAUGUACGCCAGCUCUUAAAAAACAUGAUUACGAUUACGAUUUAGUUGUAAUUGGAGGAGGUUCAGGUGGCCUUGCCUGUGCGAAAGAAGCAGUAGCUCUAGGAGCUAGAGUUGCCUGUUUGGAUUAUGUUAAGCCCUCGCCGGCUGGAUCUAAAUGGGGCCUUGGAGGAACGUGUGUAAAUGUCGGCUGCAUUCCUAAAAAGUUGAUGCAUCAAGCUGCUCAUUUAGGCGAAGCUGUGCAUGAAUCAGUUGCAUAUGGCUGGCAAAUACCGGAACCAGAAAAGAUAAAACCUGAUUGGAGUAAAUUAGUUCAAGCGGUGCAGAAUCAUAUAAAAUCUGUCAACUGGGUGACCCGUGUGGACUUGCGAGAUAAAAAAGUGGAGUACAUAAAUGGUUUAGGCUUCUUCAAAGACCCGCAUACAAUUGUGGCAAAGAUGAAGAAUGGAACCGAACGCUCUAUCACUGCUCAAAAUGUCUUAAUCGCGGUGGGCGGACGGCCAAGAUAUUCAGAAAUUCCUGGAGCAGUAGAGCAUGGUAUAACCAGUGAUGACAUCUUUAGUUUGGAUCGGGAGCCAGGAAAGACUCUGGUAGUGGGCGCUGGUUACAUUGGACUAGAAUGCGCAGGCUUCCUUAAGGGACUUGGUUACGAUGCUACCGUUAUGGUGCGCUCUGUUGUGCUGCGUGAAUUUGAUCAGCAAAUGGCGGGCAUUAUAAAAGAUUCAAUGGUCGAGCGUGGAGUUAAAUUUUUGUUCACCACCUUGCCAAAGGCUGUUGAGAAAACCAAUGAUGGCCGAUUUCUUGUGAAGUGGUCAAACUCCAACACCGGUGAAGAAGGGUCAGAUACCUUCGACACAGUGCUUUUUGCAAUUGGUCGCAAGGGUUUAGUUGAUGACUUAAACUUAAGUGCAGCUGGCGUUGAAGUAAAGCAUGAUAAAAUUGUCGCUAACGACGCAGAAGAAACCAAUGUCCCUCAUAUUUAUGCUGUGGGUGAUAUUUUGCUCGGCAAAUUGGAACUAACACCCGUCGCUAUUCAUGCUGGUCGUUUGUUAGCGCGUCGUCUGUUCGAUAGCUCAACGCAAUUGAUGGACUACAGCAAUGUGGCAACAACUGUAUUCACCCCAUUAGAAUAUUCGUGCGUUGGGUUAUCGGAAGAAGCAGCUUUGGAAAAAUAUGGGGAAGAUAACAUUGAGGUGUUUCAUGGUUUCUACAAGCCAACAGAGUUCUUCAUACCUCAAAAAAGCGUUCGUUAUUGCUAUCUUAAAGCUAUUGCCGAAAGAAAUGGGGAUCAAAAAGUACUCGGAUUACAUUAUGUUGGUCCAGUGGCCGGCGAGGUUAUGCAGGGUUUCGCCGCUGCUGUAAAGUCUGGUCUCACAAUGAAAAUUCUAUUAAAUACUGUUGGAAUUCAUCCGACUACGGCUGAGGAGUUCACGCGACUCUCCAUCACAAAACGCUCUGGCUUGGAUCCCACACCAGCUACAUGUUGCAGUUAAGCGAAAUGUUUUGGUUGAAACUCAUGAAGGACUGGCCUCAGAUAUACAUGGAUUUAUAUAUGAGACAGUUCGGGUCGCGAUAUGUUUUCUAAUAAAAAAGAACAAAAUAAAUUGAUAUACAUAUAUAA